AUGUUGUGUUCUUCUGAAUCUGCUAUUCCGAUUGGUUUGCAAAAUUUGUGUUUUCUGAAAAAAUAUUAAUUAUUUUCAGAAGAAGAAAACGAAAUGUCGGACAUUCGAAAAUUAAAAGAAGGAGAAAUUCUUAAAUACAAAUCAGGAUUUCUUGGAUCAAAAUGGAAGAAAAUGCAUGCCGUGUUGUUCAGUGACUCGAAAUUGUGUUGGUAUGAAGAAAGAGUAAGUCAAUUUUAAUUAUUUCUAGCUUUGCUGAUGAUAUUUCAGUGUUUGAAAGUUCUUUUGAAGAUCUUUAGAAUCAAAAAUGAAGUUCAAUGUAAACAUUUUUUCCCGAUAUUGGUUUUUGUUGGCACUAAAAUAUAAUAAAGAAGAGUAAAUAUAGAACCUUCAGAAAACAUUUUUUCUUGAAAAAUUUCAUAAACAAUACCUUCAGAAUUCUCGAAAUUACUAAUCAGAUUACUGUAGAAAAGAACAAAAACCGGUUUUGUUUUCUCUUUUUUUUCGAUGAAAAUUGAAAAUUUCGCACUUUUAUGAAAAGAUAUCAAAACAACGAUUAUUUCGUGGGAAAAAUGAAAAACAAGAAAUCUUUUUGAAAAAAAGGAACAUUUUCCACAAUAUUUGUUUAUUUUAGGGUGACCGAAAACCAAAAGGAGGUGUACUUUUGAAAGAUGUUAUUCCAUAUAUCUGUGUUGGUUUGAUGACUGAUCGAAUGCCAACAAAACGACCUUCAGUUCCUGAUGGAAAUUCAGUUCAUCAUUUAGUUGGAAUUGGAAUGGAUCCAAAAGCUGAAAAUGUUCAUUGGAUUCUUUUCUCAAGUGAUGCAGAUAUUGAAAGUUGGUUCACUGAGAUCACAAAAACCCUUCCAAAACCAACAAAUCCUCCGCCACAACCAAACGGACCUCCUCCACCAUCACAAGUGCCUUCUGGUGGAUAUGUUCCCCCUCCGAAAUAUCCCGAUGCACCUCCACCAGUUCAAUCAGGCGGCGGUGGAUAUCCAGUUCAACCGCAACCAAAUUAUCCGCCACAACCAUCGAAUAACGGUGGAUAUCGUCCGCCACCAGUUCAAUCAUAUGGCGGAUAUGCCCCACAACCACAACAACCAAGUUCUCACACAACUGUAAUUGUUCGAGAUGGCGGAUAUGGGGGAGGCGGUGGAUAUGGCGGAGGAAUUGGCGGAGGAAGUGGACUUGGAUUCGGAAGUGGAAUACUUGCCGGAAGUUUAUUGGGUUAUGGUUUGGGAUCAAUGUGGGGAGGACAUCAUUCAUAUUUCCCAUCUUAUGGAUAUGGCGGAGGUUUUGGAAUGGGAGGAGGUGGAUAUGGAAUGGGCGGAGGAUAUUAUUCUGAUAAUGAUACAAACAUCACUAACAAUUAUUAUAAUUAUGGAGAUGGCGGAAACUCCGGAAAUUCUGGAGAUGCCGGUAACAGUUCAUCAAACAAUGAUCAUAAUGAUAUUGGAAAUGCCGGAGAAGUAAGUUUUCGUUUUUGAAAAUCAGUUUUGAAUUCAAAAAUUCACAGGAUACUUUUGACACCACUAGAUCAGAUGAUGAUUUGAAUCAUGACGAAGAGGUAUCAUAGUUGAUUGUUUUUUGUUUUCACUAAUAUCAGCUAGAUGUUUCUGUGUUGUUAUUAUUUUUUUAACCGUAGUUUGUUAGAGCUGCUCAAGUGGGAAUAUUUUGAUCAUUCAUGAAACCAGAAAAAUUUUAAUUUUUCACAAACAAAAUUUGAGUGAAACUCAUUUGAGCAGCAGUUUUUUCAAAAAAAAAACAUUUUUUUCACAUUUUAUUUUUUUCCAGACAUCUGGCGGAUAUAACAAUGACUACGGUAAUACCGACGAUUAUGGAAACGACUACGGUAAUGCCAAUGAAGAUUAUGGGGGUGGAAACGACAGUUAUGACUAUGGAAAUGCUGGAGACGAUUUUGGCGGCGGAGAUUUUGGUGGAGGCGAUUUCGGUGGAGGAGACUUCGAUUAUUAA
Messenger RNA from Caenorhabditis angaria, 1973 nucleotides. NCBI's taxonomy places the organism in Eukaryota, Metazoa, Nematoda, Chromadorea, Rhabditida, Rhabditidae. The record is from the annotation of a GenBank genome assembly.